GGGAGAUGGAGAGGGGCAGGGAAAGUGACCAUCAUUAUGGAGACCAUAAGGAUAGAAGCGACAGAAAGGAACAAGAAUGGGAUAGAGUUGAUGAUCAUGAUCGUCAUCUAAGCAGGUCAAGAUUUGAAGAUCAUUAUCAUCAUCUAAGCAGGUCUAGAUCUGAAGAUCAUGAUCAUCAUCGCCAUAGCCGUCACGACAGGCAAGGUUACGAUAAUUAUGAAAGAAAUCAUGGCCGUGAUGCUGAUGAUUAUGGCAACCUUCGCAGCCGAGAUUAUGGUAGGGGUUAUGAAAGAGAGAGUGAACGGCGUCACAGCCAUGGAUCCCGACCUAGGUCUAAUGACAGAUCCAGGCAUAGAUCAAGGUCUCGGUCUCGUUCCAGGUUAAAGAGGGUUUAUGAUAGUGAGAGUGAAGGGCGUCACAAACAUAGUUGCCGAUCUCGAUCAAGGGACAGAUACAGGCAUAGGUCAAGGUCUCAGUCUCAUUCAGCAUCAAAGAGUAAACGAAUCAGUUUGUUCGACAUGCCACCUCCCCCCGCCGACGUGACGCCCAAUGUGGCUGUUCCAGGCCAGGUACCUGGGACAACGACUGCUGUUCCUGGAAUGCUUCCCAAUAUGUUUCCUUUGGGAGCCGGACAGGUUCAGUUCCCAACUAUUCCAUUGAUGACUGUGCAAGCUAUGACACAACAGGCUAAUCGGCAUGCUCGUCGUGUUUACGUUGGUGGUCUCUCUGCUACUGCUAAUGAACAGUCAGUUGCAAGCUUUUUUAGUCAAGUAAUGUCUGCUAUUGGCGGAAACACAGCAGGGCCUGGUGAUGCUGUUGUUAAUGUUUAUAUAAACUAUGAGAAAAAGUUUGCUUUUAUGGAAAUGAGGUCUGUUGAGGAAGCAAAUAAUGCCAUGGCUUUGGAUGGCAUCAUAUUUGACGGGGCACCAGUAAAAGUUCGAAGGCCGAGUGAUUACAAUGCUCCUUUGGCUGCUGCACUCGGCUCAAGCCAGCCUAAUCCAAAUCUUAAUCUUGCUGCUGUUGAGCUGUUGUUGGGAUCUGCUUCUGGCCUUGAGGAGCCAGAUCGUAUUUUUGUUGGUGGACUCCCAUACUACUUCACGGAAGCGCAGGUGCGAGAGUUGCUCGAAUCAUUUGGAGCCCUUCGAGGUUUUGAUUUGGUUAAGGACAGGGAAACUGGUACUUCAAAGGGCUACGCUUUUUGUGUCUACCAAGAUCUUUCUGUCACGGACAUUGCAUGUGCUACUCUUAAUGGUAUAAAGAUGGGUGAUAGAACACUUAAUGUCCGACGUGCAAACCAGGGAAUUGCUCAGGCUAGACCAGAGCAAGAAAAUAUUUUGUUGCAGGCACAACAACAGUUAGCAAUUCAGCGGCUUGUGUUACAAGUGGGAUCCCGUCCAACCAAGGUUGUGUGCUUAACUCAGGUGGUUAGUGCAGAUGAAUUGAAGGACGAUAAGGAAUAUGAAGAAAUUUUGGAUGACAUGAAGGGAGAGGGUGGAAAAUAUGGCACUUUGGUGAAUGUUGUCAUUCCUCGGCCAGGCCCUAACGGAGAAGCUACAACUGGAGUUGGAAGGGUGUAA
Molecule: messenger RNA, 1577 nt
Organism: Phalaenopsis equestris
Lineage: Eukaryota; Viridiplantae; Streptophyta; Magnoliopsida; Asparagales; Orchidaceae
Product: splicing factor U2af large subunit B-like
Biological process (GO): mRNA processing
Cellular component (GO): commitment complex; U2AF complex; nucleus
Molecular function (GO): pre-mRNA 3'-splice site binding; poly-pyrimidine tract binding
Source: RefSeq, a predicted model, not a curated record